AUCAAAACCCUGCCUCAGGCUUUUGCGUGUGCGCCACAGCAGCCUUGCAGCACCAGCCACUCCAACUUUUUUUCUUCGAGAGUCGGCUCCAAUGCGAAGCUAGCCGGGCCUCUGGGGGUCAAUCUCGGCGCAACAAUCGCAAGUCAAGAACGUCACGAUUCCUGGUCAAUUCACUGCAAGCUUUCUUCAUUUCACAAGAACAAUUCUUAUCCAGUCAAAACUAUUGACCUGAGAAUACCAUACGAAAUCAUGGAGUCCACAACUGUCAAGAAUGCCGUCAUGAAGCAGGUCCUCCAGGAGGCAAACCUGGCCAACGCCCGCGUCCUAAUUGAGAAACUCCAAGAGAACUGCUUCGAGAAGUGCGUGCCCAAGCCCGGCAGCUCCCUGUCCAGCGGCGAGACGACCUGCAUGACCUCGUGCAUGGAGAAGUACAUGUCGGCAUGGAACCAGGUUAACCAAGCCUAUAUUGCCCGGAUAAAGCAGGAGUCCAGCAACCCCAGCUUGUAAAUCGGCUCAGAAAUAAUGAGAAUACCGCAAUAGAGGAUAUAGGAGGGUGUGCAUUCGUGUACGAUUACUGUACAACAAUACCGAAAAGGGGAACUUUGUCAAGUCCAAUGGAGAGAAUCAGGCCAAGGAGGAAUUUUCUGAAAUGGGGAAACCCCUCCUGAUGGCGGAGUGAUGCAGCAUACUGCGUCAGGGAAUCGCACAUCAACGAAAUGUACACAAGAUUCGCAUCAAAGAGCAUAACGAAUGGAAAGGGGCCUACGCUUGAGACACGUUGCUGCGCCGCAAAGAGGGACAGAGACGCAUAUAGAGAAAAAGAGCCGUUUCAUGGUUCUCAGGGUAUCUUGUAGAGGUAGAAAUCUUUACUCCGCCAG
Colletotrichum godetiae is the source of this 878-nucleotide messenger RNA. Its product is annotated as mitochondrial import inner membrane translocase subunit TIM13. The transcript has 2 exons. The record is from RefSeq and is a predicted model, not a curated record. Bases 250 to 507 code for a protein of 85 amino acids. Lineage: Eukaryota; Fungi; Ascomycota; Sordariomycetes; Glomerellales; Glomerellaceae.